Molecule: messenger RNA, 1134 nt
Organism: Salvelinus namaycush (lake trout)
Lineage: Eukaryota; Metazoa; Chordata; Actinopteri; Salmoniformes; Salmonidae
Product: major histocompatibility complex class I-related gene protein-like
Exons: 7
Coding region: 1-1134 (377 amino acids)
Biological process (GO): immune response
Cellular component (GO): external side of plasma membrane
Source: RefSeq, a predicted model, not a curated record
AUGAUUUCCUUCUGUCUCUUGUUUCUCUGGAUUCCUAUAACUUCUGCAGCUCCCCACUCUAUGAAAUACUUAUACACUGCAGUCUCAGGUGAUACUGACUUCCCAGAGUUCAUGGUGGUGGGUUUGCUGGACGAUCAUCAGUUUGUGUACUUUGACAGCAACACCAAGACACUGGGCCUCACCACUGAGUGGAUGAAGAAGAAGGCAGGAAAAUACUACAGGAAACUCUACACUGAGCCCCUGAUUAACCAACAUGAAGGUUUCAAAAACCUCAUUACGUUUGCAAAGAAGCAGUUCAACCAAACCCAGUCAAAAGCUGUUCACACAAUCCAGAACUUGUACGGCUGUGAGUGGAAUGAUGAGACUGAACUCCAAGAUUAUUUCCAUCACUAUGGAUAUGAUGGUGAGGAUUUCAUUUCAUUGGACAUGAAGACCGUAAGAUGGAUAACCUCCGUACAGCAGGCAGAUACCAUCAAACAGAAGUGGGACGACAACAGCAAGAAUCUGCACUAUCUCAAAUGGUACUUCACUAAGGAGUGUAUUGACACUUUGAAGAAGUAUUUGAACUUCGCCAGCAGCGUCUUGAAGCGGAUAGCCCCUCCAUCAGUGUCUCUGCUCCAGAAGACCCCCUCCUCUCCAGUGACCUGCCACGCUACAGGUUUCUACCCCAGUGGAGUCACGGUGUCCUGGCAGAAAGAUGGACAAGAACAGCAUGAAGAUGUGUUGCAUGGAGAGAUUCUCCCCAACGAUGAUGGAACCUUCCAGAAAAGUGCUCACCUUACAAUGGACUGUGAUGAAUGGAAGAACAACAACUACACCUGUGUGGUUGAACACAAAGAGAACAUCAUCGCCAUCAGACUGGAUCAGUCUGUGAUAAAAACAAACAGUGACAAGCCUCCUGAAUUUGGCCCCAUCAUGAUUGGAGUAGUGGUAGCUGUCAUCCUCCUAGCCCUCAUCACCAUAGCUGGGUUUAUUAUGUGGAACAGGAAGAGGACAGUCUCUGAUGAUGGUUCCAACCCCUCCAUGACACAGCAGAACCAGAUACAACUUGAGGUUUCUCUCUCACUAAUCAAACAGGUAAUGAGAGAAGCAGAGAAAAGAGGACCUUUUUUGAAGGACAAUGAGACCAGCUGA